Molecule: messenger RNA, 2823 nt
Organism: Prosopis cineraria
Lineage: Eukaryota; Viridiplantae; Streptophyta; Magnoliopsida; Fabales; Fabaceae
Exons: 4
Coding region: 54-2582 (842 amino acids)
Biological process (GO): heterochromatin formation
Source: RefSeq, a predicted model, not a curated record
CUUGAGGACUAGUGAGCAAGUUGAGCCACAGCAAUCCAAAGAAUAGGUGCCUUAUGUCCAAUCUUGUUGCUGAGGGUACAAAUUUUGAUGGAAUAGUUGAAGCCAUGACAGGAAAUGGGAUUGGAUUAUCUAGAACUCCAGAAAUCACGUCCCCUGUGGCUCUACAGUGCAGUAGUCCAGUUGAAGCGCAAACUCCUCCAGUUGAGCCCGCUAGUGCUUAUGAGGGCCCUGAUAGAGCUCAAGAUGCAUGUGACAGUCGAGGGAAAAUGAUCUCUGUGCAUUCCCAUUCCAAAGAACAUAAUGUCAAUGGAGCCACAUGCAUGAUGAACGAAGGGGAAGGCCAUAAUAUUUUUUAUGAUGGUCGCAGGGAGAAAAUUCUGCUUGAGGAUUCGGAUAAGGAUAUAACUGUAGAUCCUCCUUCAUCCAGGGAACUAAUUUCUUAUGGAAGUCCGUUGAAUGUUUCAGAUAGAGAGUUAUCAAGACAAUGUGAAAGUCCGCUCUUUCCAGAUCAGCAAACUUCUGAUGGAGUCUCAUUACACAUGCACGAUGGACAGGUUCCACUUGAAGUGCCUGGAACUAGUCGUGAAAUAGCUCAAUGUUAUAAUGGCAGAGAAUGCCGAACAGAGGUGGUAGUGUUGGAUCGAACUGUCACAUCAGAGGAGCAGGAACAAAUGCAUAGUACUAUGAACAAUAACAACUUGUCCCAGGCACUACAAGAUUCGCAAGCCUCUUUAUUAACAUCCCCCAGAAUGGUUGAUAAAGAUGCAACAGUUGGAGAAAGACAGAACUCGUCCGGACCAGCUGAACUGGUAUCUGGUCCAGUUGAUGUUAUUCCAGCAGAUCAAUCAAAUCCCCAGUCAGUCAUGGAGCCUCUUGAGCAGGUGCAGCAAUUACCAUCUGCAGAGUCCCUUGCUUCCAACCAGGGCACAGGUGGAGAAAUGCAGAUCUCCGCUUCGCAAGUUGAGGCGGUGUCUAGUCCUACUGAUGCUUUACCAGCUGGUCAAUUUAGUCAUGACCCAGUCGUGGAGCCUCUAGAGCAAGUACAGCAAUUAGCUUCUGCAGAGUCCCUUGCUUCUAACCCGGACACUUCUGGAGAAAUGCUUAACUCUUCCCAGCGAGUUGAGCCAGUAUGUUGUCAAAUUGAUGUGACACAAUCUAAUGGAUUGAAUCAUGAGUCACUGGUCGGGGAGCUUCUGCAGCAAAUGCAGCAAUUUCCACCUGCAGAGUCCCCUAAUUCCAACCAUUAUCCAUCUAUGGCAACUGGAAUUGAACUUCGGUCAAACAGUGAAGAUUCUCUUUCUGGCCGUAUUCCACCUGCACAAAUGGAGGUUGCGAAUCAGACCGUUGUUCAUCCUGCCUCAAAUUCUGAUCUUGUUUCGCAUGCACCUCUUGGUGCAUUCAGAACGCAAUCAUUAGACACAAGAAAUGUUUUCACACCUUCAGAGAUCAAUAAUCAUCUUAGACAAACUGCAACCCAAUCGAUGAACAGGAUGCAUUCACCUUUGGUCAUUGAUCCAUUAAAAAAUGAAUUGGACAGAUUACGUAAAGAAUCAGAGCAAACCUUGAAAUACUAUGAAGAUACGAAACUGCAGUUGAAAUCUGAUUGUGAGAGGGAAAUCGAGGAAAUUCGCAGGAAGUAUGAUAUCAAGUUACAGGAGAGUGAGGUUGAGUUUCAACUGAAAAGGAAGACCCUGGAUACAAGUCUCAACUUAGUUCAAAUGAAUCAGGCAUGGGCUGAGGCUUUUAGGUCUAAAUGCAUGGAUCUUAGAGUAUCUGGGGCAUCAGGAACGCAGCAAGAUCCAAGUUUCGCGCAGCAAUUGGUUUGGUUUUCAAGACAGCAAAGAGAUAUGAGGCCUCCCCUUGUUGCAAGUCCGCCUCUUGGGCCUCCUGCAUCUACCCUGCAGCAUUUUGCCACUGCCGCUGGCUCUCAGACCAUGGUGCCACUUGUAUCCAGUAUGCAGCCCUUCUCCCCUCCAGCGAGCUCACAGAUUUUGGGGACACCUAUGCCUGCUCCGGCUAGCUCUUCACCCAUGGUGCUACCUAUAUCGACUACAACUAUCUCACAGACCAUGGCGCCACCUCUACUAGCUGCUUACAAUGCAGCUCCAAGGCCACCUCAUAUCAGCUCCAUUCCUCCAUUAGCAAAUCAUCAAGCUGGUAGUGGGUUCCGUACCACUCCACCCCAUCUCCAGCAUUACAGACCCUCAACAUCUUUGCCUGAUUCUGGUCUCCCUACACCUGCGCAUGGUGUGUCGAGUCAACAAGCCCCUAAUAGCAUUCCUGUAAUUCCCUCAUUGCCUAACCAUUCUCGACCUACACUUUCAACCAAUAUAUCUGAUCCUCGUAAUAGAGUGCACCGGCCUGAAAUUCCUGCAGCGUUAACCAGUCCUAACUUAUCGGCCAGGGAGCCAGCUAUGGAUGGUAAUUGUCAACCCGGUUUGAAUCUGCGAAAUUCUCUAUUACGUUCGUCAAAUGUGACAUCAUUGCAGCAAUCUGAGUUUGGUACUUCUAGUAGCGUGCAGGAUGACUCUGUCCGUCCAGCUAUGUCGGCUGACAUAGUCUGUUUGUCAGAUGAUGACUAACCAAAGAGAGAGUUUGGUUUUCAGCUAUUUUGUCCUAACACGAUACGUAGCCGGCUGUAAGUUUUGCUUUAGGUUUGUGUUUCAGAGGCCUCUGAUUUGGGAUGGCUAUUAUGUGCUGUAAGGCAGUUAUAUUAGCUUUUGACGUUUGUCAAAAUACGCUAUUGUAAUUGACUAUUUGAUAUUAAAAUGUACAUAUAUGUAAUUAAUUGCCUUGGUAAAAAUAAAAAGUAAUUGUCUUGAA